Molecule: messenger RNA, 681 nt
Organism: Patiria miniata (bat star)
Lineage: Eukaryota; Metazoa; Echinodermata; Asteroidea; Valvatida; Asterinidae
Product: perlucin-like protein
Exons: 2
Coding region: 1-681 (226 amino acids)
Source: RefSeq, a predicted model, not a curated record
AUGGCUGCUCCUCGCUCGCUGGAGGAAAUGAAUUUCAUGACAGAUAAGGCACGAGAAAUAGACGACACUGGCGACUACUUCACCUGGAUUGCUUGCAAUGACAAGGAAGUUGAAGAAACCUGGGAGUGCGACGGUCAAGAAGGACGUGAGCCUUUCCUGGAAUGGGAUCUAGCUAGUGGGCAACCUGAUUCGAUCAGUGCUCAAUCUGAGUCAGGUUCCUGCCAUUCGCGGCUCACUCUUGAAUGCUCUUGCCCGUCAAAGUGGCAAUUGAGGGAAAAAGAGUGUUAUAUCCUCACUCCUUCACCGCAUACUUGGAAUCAGGCCAAGUCGGCUUGCCACGGUAUGGGUGGCAAGAUGGCCGCUCCUCGCUCGCUCGAGGAAAUGAACUUUAUGGCAGAUAUGGCACGCAAGGUGGACAGUGACUACUACGCCUGGAUUUCUUGUAAUGACAAGGAAGUUGAAGGAACUUGGGUGUGUGACGGUCAGGACGGAAGUGAGCCCUUCCUGAAAUGGGCUGAUGGGCAACCAGAUGAUAAGGGCAAUCAUCAAGAUUGCGGUCAAAUUGCGGCUCGUUAUCGUGACAAGAUGGACGACGUUGGCUGUGACAAUAUGCAUCCCCGUUGGACUGUUUGUGUUCGUCAAGCUGCUUGCACUUACGGCCUAAUCCAGCCCCGUCACUAA